Molecule: messenger RNA, 7484 nt
Organism: Tachysurus fulvidraco (yellow catfish)
Lineage: Eukaryota; Metazoa; Chordata; Actinopteri; Siluriformes; Bagridae
Gene: col16a1
Product: collagen, type XVI, alpha 1
Exons: 69
Coding region: 310-4956 (1548 amino acids)
Source: RefSeq, a predicted model, not a curated record
UCAUGCAGGUAUGUGUUAAAACUUUGAAACGUUGCUCCUCCUAGUGGCCGGAUGUGACAUUGAACCAAGUAGAGCCAAUCAUGCAGCACGGUUUGAUACAAAGCUUUGGUAAAACAACAACAACAACAACAACAACAACAACAACAACAACAGCAAUUGUCUGAAUUUUCCUUCAUUUUGCUGUAUAUGACUGCGAUUAUACCAUUUUUCGUGAACGAAGUCUCAGACACAGGACUUAUGCUACAUUGGUAUGGUUGUUAUGGCUUUGGACUACUGCGCAGAAUGAUGUAGGAGUUGAAGGAGGGAGCCAUGAGGAUCUUGUUGUGCUCCGUUGUGCUGCUGACCAUCUGGUCCAGUCAUGGAGUUCGACUGGAGACUGCUGAAGUAGGUGAGAUGUGUCCAUCUAUACAGGUCGAAGACUGGAAAUUUCCUCAGACUGCCAGACACAACAUCACAGGUUUCAAUCUGGUGCAGCGCUUUUCCCUGAUGAAGAACAGUGAUGUGAAGAAGAUACGUAACCCACGAGGGCCCGUCAUCCUACGCUUGGGAAAAGUUCGCCUCAUCCAGCCCACAGAUCAAGUCUUUCCACAUGGACUGCCUGAGGAGUUCACACUGGUCUUCACCCUGCAUUUUAAGGCCAAGGCUCUGAGGGAUAACAUCUAUCUUUUCCAGAUAUCUGACGAGCAAGGGUACCCACAGAUCUCGCUGGACCUGAAUGGGCCGGAGGGCACACUGGCACUGCGGACAUCCACUGCAGAACAGGAUGCCUUGAAAACAGGGUGUGUGUUCAGUGGUGAAGGUGUGCAGUCCCUAAUGAGCACAAACCUGCGCUGGCACAAAGUAGCUCUGAGUGUACAGAAGAACGCGGCAUCACUUCACGUAGAUUGCAGCUCUAUCGAGACGAAGCCACUGGAGCCUCGGGGCCGUGUCCCAGUUACUGGACACACGCUGUUGUUUAUGAGGGCCAGCAAUGCUGCUCCUGUCGAGAUGGACAUUCAACAGAUGAUGGUGUAUUGCGACCCGUCUUUGGCCAUCCAGGAAGCUUGCUGUGAAAUUCCCGGAGCUCGUUGCCCCCCAGAUGCCCCGAAGAGUCGUAGAGCGGCAGAGAACCUGGUGGAGAUUCUCCCAAACCCUUUCAGCCAGCCAAUCCAUGGAUCAAAAGAAUUGGCGGAAAAAUGCGCAGGCUGCGUGUUGAUCACUGAGGAUCAAAAUCUCGUCCAGGAAGAGGGUCAGCGUGGCCUGAAAGGAGAAAAAGGAGAGCGGGGUCUGGACUGCACCGGAGCUGGAGUUUCCGGUCGAUGUCCAGAAGGAGUGAAGGGGGAGAAAGGAGAGCCGGGUCUGUCUGGAAACUGGGACGCGGCUUUAGGAAUCAAGGGAAAUAAAGGACAGAAGGGGGAAGUCGGAUCCCAGGGUCUUACUGGAAAUCCAGGGAAAGAUGGUCGUGCUGGAUCUAUUUGUAUUGUGGGUCCUAAAGGACAGAAGGGAAACACAGGUUCUGUUGGUCCAGAAGGGCUUGCAGGAGAACCGGGGUUACCAGGAACUCCCGGACCUCCUGGCACUGGCACAUCAGGAAAACCUGGGAGCCCUGGACUACCUGGAUCAAAGGGAGAUAAGGGAGAUGCUGGGAUACCUGGGAACGAUGGAGUGACAGGUGAUCCUGGUCCAAGAGGUCCGGGUGGCUCCAAAGGUGAAAAGGGUGAACCAUGUGAAGCUUGUCCAGUGCUGCCGAAGGAUUUGAGUGAAACCACAAUUAUUCAGGGGAAGCCUGGUCCCAAAGGAGAACCUGGAGCACCAGGCAAAGCAGACCAGGGUUUGCCUGGAUCUCCAGGGAAUGACGGAAAAGCAGGGGAAAAGGGAGAGCGAGGCAUAGAAGGGGCCAAAGGGGAAAAGGGCGAGUCGUGUGCUAUGUGCCCCACAAACAGGGGUAUUUUGAGCCAUCAGAGACAGCCAAUAAAAGGGGAAAAGGGGGAGCCAGGAAUUGGACAGAAGGGAGAACAGGGAGAACCAGGUCAAAUUGGACAAACUGGAGACAAAGGGGGAAAGGGUGAUGCAGGAGGCAAAGGCGCUGAGGGGAAAACUGGCAAACCUGGUCCAAGAGGUCUAAGUGGCAAGGAUGGACCGAAAGGAGAAAAGGGAGAUGAUGGUCAGUCUGGUUCACCUGGAGCCAAAGGUGAAAAGGGAGACUCAUGUGGUGUGUGUUCAAAUUCCCCAUCUGAAGUAAAAGGAGGACAGAUUAUGUUUAAGGUGCCAGGAGAGGGAAAUGAAGGCCCUCAAGGACUGAAAGGAGAUAAAGGUGAACAGGGUUUACAGGGAAAGACAGGACUAGCUGGGUCACCAGGGGCCCAGGGACUAACAGGGGAACCCGGGAGAGACGGAGUCAAAGGACAGAAGGGCGACGCCUGUGACAGCUGUCCGACACUUCCUGUGGAUUUGGGUGAUGUCGUAGGCUUACCUGGACCCAAGGGAGAGAAAGGAGAAGCAGGUGAACCAGGCAUGGGGAGGAAAGGUGAACAAGGAGCGAGAGGUAUUCCUGGACUUGCUGGUCCAGUAGGACCUCAGGGACCUCCUGGGAUUAUAGGAGCAGUUGGACAAAAGGGUCCGAAAGGGGAAAUAGGACCUGCAGGUCCUCAGGGGCCGAAUGGUGUCAGCAUAAAAGGACCUCCGGGAAGAGAAGGUUUUCCUGGCCCUCAAGGAAUCCCAGGAGCAGAUGGGAUACCAGGAGCCAUCGGACCUAAGGGUGACAAGGGAGAACCAGGAGACUGCAACUGUGUGCCAUAUACAAACCCACAACCUGGAAAACCUGGUGUCCCUGGUGGUGGUGGCACACUUCCAUUGCAGCCUGGUCCUCAGGGGCCUCCAGGACCUCCAGGCCCCCCAGGACCUCCGGGACCACAAGGAUUUACAGGGUUCCCAGGGCCACAGGGUCUCCCUGGCAAUGAUGGCUUACCAGGGAAACCGGGUCCGCCCGGCCAAGCAAUUCCAGUAGAAACCGAAUCUUCCAAUAACAAAAAGACGGACUGUGGAGACUGUUCCAAAGGCCUGCCAGGCGUACCUGGUGUACCUGACACUAAGCCUGAUAAGAGAGAUCAUGGCAAGCCUGGAGUUAUUUCUUUAGAUGGAUGUGAGAAGUGUCUCGAGAGGCUGCAGGAAGAGCAACCACAGAGGCCUAAUACCAACAACAGCCCUUGCCCAGGUGUGCCAGGGGCACCGGGCACCCAAGGGCCACCGGGGAUAAAAGGAGAUCUGGGGGACAGGGGUGAGAGGGGUCCUCCUGGUCUUCCUGGAACCCCAGGUAAUAUUGGAUUCCCUGGUCCUCAAGGCUCCCCUGGACUCCCAGGUCAGCAAGGGGAGAGAGGACCUCAAGGAUUAUCGGGACUGAAAGGAGAACAGGGUCCACCAGGAACUCCUGGAUACCCAGGAACCAUGGGACCACCUGGACUUCCAGGACUUAAAGGAGAACGAGGAAGUCCAGGCUCCGUAGGGCAGAAAGGGGAAUCAGGCCCACCAGGAUUUCCAGGUCAUCAGGGACCACAAGGCCCAGCUGGUCCCAAAGGAGACGGAGGAAUGACAGGAGCCAUGGGACUGAAGGGAGAUCAGGGUUUUCCAGGACCACCAGGAUUCCCAGGACAACAGGGAGCUCCAGGAAACCCAGGAAAAAUCGGUCCUGCUGGACCACCAGGACCAAAGGCAGAUCAGGGAAGUCCAGGACUUCAGGGUCCACAGGGACCUACAGGCCCUCCGGGACCUUCUGGAGGACCAGGAUUGCAGGGUGCACCUGGGAUGGAUGGCCUUGAUGGGAAAGAUGGAAAACCAGGAAUGAGGGGUGAUCCAGGCCUACCUGGCCCUAUUGGCCCCAGGGGAAUCCCGGGAUUCAAAGGCAUAAAAGGACACACAGGCCUUCCAGGACUGAAAGGAGAUGUCGGACCUCAAGGCCCACCUGGAGCAUCAGGUAGAUCAGGACUUGAGGGUGACCCUGGUCCACCAGGACCACAAGGACCACCUGGUGCUCCAGGACAUCUGGGUUCUGCAGGUCCGGCAGGUCCACCAGGACCAGCUGGAGCUCCCGGCACGGGAAUUCAAGGUGACAAGGGGGAGGCUGGAGAAAGAGGGCUGCCAGGAAUGAAUGGGCCUCCAGGAGCCCCUGGGCAUCCAGGACAGAUGGGAGAACCAGGGAAUGAUGGUGCAGCAGGGAAAGAUGGAGCACCAGGACUGCCUGGAGAAACUGGUCCACAAGGACAGAAGGGUGAGGCAGGGACUUCAGGCCUGAGGGGUCCUCCAGGAGAACGUGGUCGUCCUGGACCCCCUGGAGGAGCAGGAUACCAAUCUAAAGAUUCAGGAAUAGGAGUAAUGGGACCUGCUGGUCCUCGUGGUGAGAGAGGAAGCCCUGGAGCACCUGGACAGUCUGGACCUGCUGGACAACCAGGAAUGCCAGGAAAUGAUGCUGUUGUCAACUAUGAUGAAAUUAAGUCUUUCAUCAGACAACAGGUUAUUAAGAUCUUUGAUGAGCGAAUGGCCUAUUACAUGUCGCGCAUGCAGAUGCCAGUGGAAAUGGUAGCAUCCCCAGGUAGACCUGGACCCCCAGGCAAAGACGGCACUCCAGGAAGAGCAGGACCUCCAGGGCUUCCAGGGCGUCCAGGACAGUUCGGGCGAGAGGGUAGACAAGGACCUGUGGGCCCUCAGGGUCCUCCGGGUGUCAAGGGAGAAAAAGGAGAUAAAGGUGUGGGAGAGAUGGGAGACAGCGGACCCCCUGGUGCUCCAGGUGUUCCUGGAACCCCUGGUUAUGGUAAAAUGGGACCACCAGGCGCCACGGGACAGCAGGGCAUCCCUGGAAUCCCUGGACCACCAGGUCCAUCUGGAUCAAAGGGUAAAGAUGGCCGUUGCCAUCCAUCUGACUGCAUGAGUGGACCUGUGGAUUACAGUCCUAAGGGCCCACAAAUGAAAGGGCCCAUGUACUAGAGAGAGAUGAAUGAGAGUGAGGGGGAAAAAGGUGGGUAAGAAAUAGGGGAAAAAAUUACAAGAGCCAAAGAUCAACUAUACCAAAUCUGCCUGCUAUGUGCCUUUGAUGUGAUGGAGAACCGAUGGAGCUAAAGAGCAUUUUUGUCAAUAUAAUCAUGGCUGGGCCAGAUUGGUUUAUAAGCUAUUUCAAAAAGGUACCCAAAAUGUUCCCUGCAACUCCAAGUGCUAAUGCGAGUGAAGCCUCUUUCUCAGAGUUCAACUUUCUCUUAACAAAGCUUGAAUGAAAACUCCUGCAUUAAGAACCCUGAACACAAAGAGCAUUCCUUACUGGACUAUCACUACCUUGAACAUAUGAUCUGUGCUUCAUUGGCCGCGAUGAUGUUGUCUCUCUAAAGUUCAGCUAUUAAGCUGGUUUCACACUGUUCCCAGAAAAUUCACAGCUGUGAUUUUAAACACAUUCUCUUUGAUGCGGUACGCCCAAGAUCAUCUAAAGUUCAAACGCUUUCAACUUUUGCGUGACACUUUGCUGGGCACAGCCAUUAGCGGGCCAGGAGGCAUGGUAUUUUGCUCAGAGAAAGAUGGAAGAACUAAUAAAAUGUCUUCUUCCUUCUCUCCAGAGAGCAGCAUCCACUUUUGUGCCCAACCCAGCGCAACACUAUCCAUUUGUCACAACUGCAUCAUCACAGUUUGAAGCCAGCUUGAUUCUUUGCCAAUGUUUACUUUUUUUGUUCCAUCAAUUUAGUACCGUAAUGCUUCUGCAAAUCAUUUUCAUCAUUGUUUUCUUGGGUUUUUGUGGUACUGUAGCUGAUGAAUAUUGCGCUUUUUUUUAUUGCCUUCAUGCCCCAAACUGACUUAAAAGUAAUGAUCUCAAAUUUGAUUUGAACCAGAUUCUAAAUUUUGGAACUUGCCAUUCUCCAUUGUCCUAGCAUUAUGAUGUAGCUUGAUGUAAAGGCACAAAUGAGAUAUAAUUAUUCCUGUUUUCUUUGAGGCCUUAUGUUGUACAUAUUUGUAUUUAUAUGUAAUGGCUUUUUAUAAUACAUUUUGAACAGAUUGGCAUGUCGGCAUUUCAGUCCUUCUUUUUGCGUCUCAGAUAAUGUGGUAUUUGUAAUAGCGCUUCCGAGAUAGAUUUUUGUAAAUUGGUUGAAUUUAAAUAAAUCGAAGUUGAUAAUAACUUUAAUUGCAUAUUUCAGAGACCGUCAUAUUUAUUUGAGUUUUAUGUCAGGUGUCUCUCUUUGACCUUGUACACUGACACAUUCGAGACCUCUGCCACUUUAUAUAUUUUUUAAACUUGAAUAUUUUUUUUCUGAUAUAGUCAACCACUUUCAGGUUAAACCGAAUGUUCCUUCUAGAUAAAGAUUCAUUUGCUUUUGACAUGCGCUCAUCAGCUAGAAUUUCCUUCGCUCCUCGUCCAUCGUGAGAAAGCCACGUGCUUCAAACACCAUCAUCUACGGUUUUGAGUUUUCAUUUCAUAAUCUAAAAGCUUUUCUGAUCCCAUGCCAUUCAGCGUGUUGCUGUGUCAGCCAGGCUCCGACAAGAUCCAUUAACCAUCAGCACUUUAUCCUCUCUGUCAGACCUUCAGCUUCUGUGUGUUUCUGUACUUCUGUACUUGUAUAUGUGGCUGUCAGAUGACCGGAUGUCCUCACAUAUGUAGAUGAAUUUCUAUAUUAUCCACUUAUGAGGAUUAUUGAGCUUUUCCUCUCUUCGAAAAUAGAAAGUCAAGAUGUGUGAUUUAUUUUAGGACUGAAAAAAAAAAAACGUCACGUGUGAGUAACGGUCAGCGCAUGGUCCUUACAAGUACAGCAAUACAGGAAUGUGUGUGUGUGUGUGUGUGUGUGUGUGUGUGUGUGUGUGUGUGUGUGUGUGUGUGUGUGUGUGUGUGUGUGUGUGUGUGUGUGUGUGUGUGUGUUUAAGAGAGAGAGAGUGUGUGAGGUAAUGUGGUUUGUCAGAUUGUAUCUAACAUGGUACUACUUAAAGAUGCACUAUGUAAGAAUACAAUGUAAUAGCUUUAUUAGCUUUAUUUCCAAACUUGUUUUUAUAGAAGAUACCAUCAAAUUUAUAGCUCUAAUAAAAUCUGUGUGUAAUAUGUUAUAAAUCCUUUUAAUAUUAGAAAUCAAUGAAAAUGAAAUUAAUAUAACUAUUUCUGGAAAUUCAAAUGAAAUAUGCUAAUAUUGUCUUAUGUUAAAACUCGAAACUUAAAAUUAUUGCAUAGUGCAUCUAUAAAUCCAUCCGUUGUGCCAUUAAGGCCACCAUCGACUUUGUAUGGUUCUUCAUAUGUUGAGUUUCUAGUGAAAUUAAAGAGAUGGCUAAAUUUACAUUAUUAUAGCUACCAAAGGUUUUUGAUUGACAGUAAACAUCUUUGAUUUUUUUUUAUUCUAUUUUAUAUGCUUUAUAAUAGCCUACAAAAAAGCAAUUUAAAAAAAUGCCACCAUUACAUAUAGAUCCAAUUGUGUCAUCAAUGUGUUAGCUGUUUGUGUGCAAUUUUUUUUAAAGAAAACUAAGAAAAGCAAUAAAGUUCUUUUUUUAAAGCA